UGGGUUGUUCUUGCACAUCACUAGGCCCAACGUUCACAUUAGUUGCAAUCUGUAGGGUUGGGUACCUUUCACAUUUCAACCGAUUUUAUACAGUCUAUGGUUACAAUCCGAUUGUUAAAAAGAAUCUGCAUGUAAACGACGUGGCUAGGAAAUUCUGCGAAAUGCAGUAAUUGAAUCCGGGCAAAGUGGACAUAGAUCCUUUGUCAACACACAAUAUAGUCUUGACGAUUUUAUUUAGGUAGCCUACUAUUUUUCAAGAACAGCUUUCAUGUAGGACAUACAACACCCAUCAUGCAAUUCGAUCAAUUUACCAUCCAACAGCAACAGGAAGCCUUUCCAGAGGUAGCUUAGCGCUCAUCGAAUGAACAAAGUGAGUCAAGUCCUAAACGUAACUGAAUGGUUAGUUUAUUGUGACGGGAUGUAGCAUGCUAGCGUCAGUGAAGGUGUAGCAUGGCAGACAGCUUGUGUGAGAUGGCAAGUCGAACAUCCUUUUUCAUUGGACCUGAAGGUGACUUCAUGUAGCCUAGCUUGUUGCUUUAAACCUUCAUUGCCAUGGAGACCGGGGCAGGAAGUGAGCUCAGUGAAGCAGAGAUUGUGGAAUCCAUCUCCCAGGAGUCACCACACCCUCCUCCACAGCCACCCUCUGGGAAACUGAGGAAGACCGCCUUUAAGUUCUUCAGCAGCCGCAAGAGCAUCUGCGUGCUGCCCAGCUUCUUCGGUGGGCUCGGGAAAGGCCAAAGCCGAGGGUCCUCCAAGAGUGGCGUCACCAAGAGCAGGACGCACGACGGCGUGAGCCGAGGAUGCUGGGACGACGGCGUCAGGGGGAGCGGCGACAUCGCGGCCGGAGACUUUGAAUUUCGCGCGCAGCGAGACUGUGGAGGCGGGGCUGAGUCGCAACGGGGAACAGGGGAGACUUUGAAGUCACAAUUCCUGCCAUGGCAGAGGAGGGGCCUUCGAGGCCUCUUCAGCAGCAUCAGGAGACACAAGAGGAGCAAGAAUGUAGAGAAAAUCUCGAGCCUGGAGAUGUUGCCCAGUGCCUGUAACGUGCCUGUCGCCCAGGUGGACACCGGUCGUCACAGCAGCAGUGACGAUGGCCGCCUGGGCAGCGUGUUGGAACCGGUUGUGCCUGACUCCGCUAACGGCAGGGAGGGUGUUGUGUACGCCGCCGCUGAAUGUAUGAAAGCUGACGUGUUAGUGCCUGAGAUGAGGACGAGGGGGGUGGGAGAGGGGAACCUCGAGGAAGAGGAAGAGGAGGAGGUGGGGGAGAAGAGGAGGAGGAGUGGAGUGGAGGCAGCUGCUGAGGAAACAGAGGUUAUCCAGAGGGGUGUUCCCGGCACAUAUCGGCAGCCCCUUUGUGCCGACUCGGAGCUGGUGCGUCUUGCCGAGCAAAACCCAGAAGGGGCGGACUGCGACCCCCCGGCUGCGUCUUCCUCCUCUGACCACGCCAGCCUGGUCUUUGGCGACGUGGCGUCCCUAAAGAGCUUUGACUCGCUCACGGGCUGCGGCGACAUCAUCGCCGACCAGGACGACGACAGCGUCGCCGAAAGCUCGGUGUCAGGCGAGCGGGGCAGCCGCAACGCCGGCAAGCGCAGCUCGUGCUUUGUCUCGUACCAGGGCGGUGGCGAAGAGAUGGCCACACCUGACGAGGUGGACGGCGACUACCUGCAGGGCCUGUGGGAGGCCGAGGCUGCCAACGAGGCGUGCUACGUCCCCGACGAGCAUUCCGACGACCUGCCAAUCACCCCGGACCAGCCUAUCAGCUCGCUGCACACCAUCACUACCCCGACCACCAGCAGCAGCGAUUGCGGCGGCAUCAGCAGCAACACCGACAGCAGUCCCCUCGGCGUGUUGGAGACGGUCCUGAGCCCAGGCGACCUCAUGACCCCUCAGAGUGACCACCAGGAGUCGGUCCCCAACAGCGACGAGGGCUACUACGACUCCACCACGCCCGGGGCGGACGAUGACGCACGCGAACGGCCAGCGCCGAGACCUGAGCGGCUGCCGCGCGAUAGCUACAGCGGUGAUGCCCUGUAUGAGCUCUUCGAGCCCGAUGACCGGCUCCUCAGCCCGGCUCUGGCCGGUGAUGGUGACCCGUGCGACUUCCUUGGGAUGUCCCUGCCGGGCAGCGACGAGGGUAAGGGAAGCCCCAUUUACUCCCUGAAGACGGGCGCCAUGGACACGCGCGCCAUGGAGACAGAGGAGGUCCACCUGACCAAGAUCCAGCAGGCGCUUCUGUGCUGUGAACUUCAGAGUCUCAGGACGACGGGCAAGGACCCGCUGUUGUUCAACCGAGGCCCGUACUACACCGACUCGGACCUCCCUCUGGGCAGCUGCAAGGUGGGCAAGAAACACCUGGAGGAGCCCUUGAGCCCCAGAGGCACCAGGCUAGCUCCUGUGCGCCAUGCCUUAGAGGAUGCUUCUCUCUCCUCCGACGGGGGGUCAGGGCCCCAGAUGCAGGACAAUCCCACGUACUCCCAGAUCCCAAGUCCACUGCAGGAGUCGGGACCCUACCUGCAGCGUGACCAGUGCAGCCCUCCGGCCGCCCAGCCCCACGGUCUCUCACUGCCCAGCGGCGGCCAUUCCCAGGAGGAGCUGACGGUGUGCUUCUCGCAGGCGCUGGUGGACUUCACGAAGCGCUCGCGCGUCUACUGCAACUCCACGGAGAGCCUGGACGGCUCCGAGUCCAGCUCGCCGUUCGGACAGAACCUGCAGGCCCUGCCGACCAUCGUGACCUUCGAUGUGGUGGACAUGGAGAACGAGGGCGAGUUCGAGCAGCAGACGGAGGAGGGCGUGGAGGAGGAGCUGGCGUCUCCGUUCGAGCCCUUUGAGCCGUUCGAGGACGAGAGCUGCUACCUGCAGAAGGACGCGUUUGCCGAGUGCGACGAGCGCCUGUUCGACGCGUACGAGCAGAGCCUGCUGCUGGACAACAACGCGUGGGGCAUCACCAGCCUGCCGCGCCACCUCAGCUCCGGACGCGCUAGCCAGACCGCUGCGCCGCCACUGGCCCUCAACCGCCGCAGCCGCUCACUCGACACCGACAGCCUGGAGCUGUGCGCGAGCAGCGACGCUGCGGCCACAGCUGGAGGAACGCCGUACGAGACCGCGAGAACAGCCAGCUCGCUUCACCGCAAAAAGAAGAACGCCCACGUCUCUGGCGCCCCAGGUCAAGCCAGGGGGGGCCUGAACCAGCAGCCAGCGGCGACCAGGGAUGGCCGAAGACACGGCCACGGUCAGGGUCUCCUGGAGCCAGUGUCGGUUUCAAACUCUGUGUCCCAGAAACAGCCUUCCGCGUGUCCCCCUCCAUCCGAGACGCAUCCUGCCAGCAAGCCGGCCCUCCAGGCUGCCAUCAGGCCCUCCGACCUGCCUCUGCAGGCAGCACCCUCCCUCCGCGGCCGCAACCCAGCUGGGGCAUCUGCGGGGGGUAAUGGGGCAUUUCUUGGAGCCAACCACCAGUCAUCGGGAGAGGGCUUGGAGGUUUUUUACCGUUGCGGCCUGGCGGAGUCCGGUCAUUCCCAGGGCAAAAUGCGCCCAGUCGGGGUGACGCAGGGUGUCCCCCACCUCUGCCCCAGCGCUAGCUGUUCCCCCUGGGCCAGAUCGGACAAAGAGCGAGCGCUUAGUGGAAAGAGUAUGAAGGCGGUGGAGGUGGGCUAUGGUGGUCCCACUCAGAGCAAACGCUCCACGUAAUUGAAGCCCCGAUUCAGAUCAGAUGUGCAAUCUGCAGCCGGACCCUCAUCACCACCAAAGACCCUGCUGGAUGUCUCCUCAGCACUAUUCAUUUCUUUGGAAUACCGACUCUUCGCUCUUUCACAGUUUCUUUCUUUCUGUCUCUCUCUCUCUCUCUCUCUCUCUCUCUCUCUCUCUCUCUCUCUCUCUCUCUCUCUCUGUUACCCAUGCACACACUCUUUGUCCUGGUCAUUCUAUGUCGUCCAUCUCUUAUUCCUUGGGGUUAUGUUUUACUUAAGUAUGUUGCUGAUAAAUAAGCUAGCGUCAUUACUUUCAUUCUCAAUUAGUUUUUUAGCACAUACCACACAAUACUAUUUUUAUGUGAAAUGUUACAUCUAUGUAGCGAUUUUAUGAAGAGGUCACCUGUUUUGGUAAUUUUUUUGGUAAAAAUACAAUAUUUAUUACAGAAACUGAAACCUGUCGAUACAGUACACCACACCACACACAGUUUAGGUGCUAGCACUCAAAAUGUAACUUAUGUCGUGAUGAUGCAUUUGAAGUGUCAAAAAAGUAUAUUUUUUACUUUAUGCGUGAAUGACAUGUUCAGUGCAUUUUCCUCCCUUUUCUCUGUACUCUCAAACAUUUCAUUUGUUACACUAUCAGUAUUUUAGCGUUUACACUUUUCCUACUUGUGAGAGUUUUGAUCUUCAUUUGUACUACGUUUAUAUCAAUUUAUUGUUUUGCUGAUGAUUUUGUAAUUGUGCAACUCACAGGUGUACACUACCGUACUGGAUGUUUCCAAAAAAGCUUCUAUCAUUCUGUUUUUUUUUUCUUUGCUACUGUAAAACAAUAUUGUUACACAAGUCAUGUUUAGUAUUCACUGUAACAAGUUACUGGAGAAAUGAGCAGAGGUGCGUUCAAAUUUGCAAACAUGUAGGCUAGUUU
Messenger RNA from Alosa alosa (allis shad), 4608 nucleotides. RefSeq names its product APC membrane recruitment protein 1 (gene amer1). Gene Ontology annotation, biological process: regulation of canonical Wnt signaling pathway. Lineage: Eukaryota; Metazoa; Chordata; Actinopteri; Clupeiformes; Clupeidae. The record is from RefSeq and is a predicted model, not a curated record. The transcript has 2 exons. Gene Ontology annotation, cellular component: plasma membrane. Gene Ontology annotation, molecular function: beta-catenin binding; phosphatidylinositol-4,5-bisphosphate binding. Bases 553 to 3684 code for a protein of 1043 amino acids.